AUGGCCUGGCUGCCUGGUUAUUUACCGGACCUCCUGUUUGCUGUUGCAGCUAAGAUUUUAUUCCCGCUCUCGGCUCAAGCUCGCUUACUUCCAAUGACAGAUACAGCCACUGAUGAACUUCUGGCAUCUGCUGGCUGGCCAUGCAACAUACGAGAGGGGGCUGACCAUAUAUUGAGCAAAGAACACCGUCAUGGUGACAAGGCCAGCUAUUGA
Messenger RNA from Fusarium venenatum, 213 nucleotides. The record is from RefSeq and is a predicted model, not a curated record. NCBI's taxonomy places the organism in Eukaryota, Fungi, Ascomycota, Sordariomycetes, Hypocreales, Nectriaceae.